Messenger RNA from Xyrichtys novacula (pearly razorfish), 33729 nucleotides. The record is from the annotation of a GenBank genome assembly. NCBI's taxonomy places the organism in Eukaryota, Metazoa, Chordata, Actinopteri, Labriformes, Labridae.
GUUAUUUGUGCUGAUUGAUGGAUGGAAGCGGAAGCCAUUCAGUGCGCGGAUGAUGGAUGACAGAGCAGGAGGAUACAAAGAGCUCUGUGCGUAGAGACAUCGCCGCUGAGGGAUGAUGUAGAUGGAGAUACUAAGGAGAGGAGAGAAAAGGAGGGCGGGGUUUUCCCUCCAAGAUGAGGCAAACUAAAAGCAAACUGGCUUCUCAGAGCCGGCGCAUGUACUGUAGAGUCUCUAGACAAACACAUAAGGCUGAACGCAGAGGGAGGGAGGAGAGAGGAGAGGAUGGUGAUGUGGUCUGAAGAGCGGCUCUUCAUCUUAUAUCACCUCCCCUGUCAAGCUGCGGAGCGUUUGAUCCUUUUUCUUUAAUCCACCGCUGCUAUUUGUGUGUGGUUAUUUUUCCACAUUUUUCUUUUUAACCCGUUUGUCACCCUACUACAUCCAUACAUCCCUCACCUCCAUCUGUAGCCAUGUCGGACUCGGAGGAUAUGACGGAGUUCAACAGCAUCGUGGAGCGGAUCGAGCGGGGUGAGGUGAGUCUCAUCCGGAUGAUUUACGCUUCUCCUCUGACAGCAGCGGUCUGUCUGUCACCGCGAGCCCGAGAGCAGCAGCGCCGGGCCGGCCUGCGCGGCUGUCAGGGGACGGAGAGUGGGGCUGACAAACCCGGACCACUAUACAAUUUUCUAUUUAAAUGAUAAUGCAAGCCUUUUCCAUUCAUUUCCAUAGAGCCAAACAAGAUUGCCGCCUGUAUUAUUCUGAUUUCAUGAACCAAUGGUGGUGAUGUGGCUGAUUCUACUCUAUUACAUGAUUUGCUGUAGUAGAGUUGGAUCCACACCUAUUUUACUAUCAUCUAUUGUAGUCUGUUUCAGUGUCCAGUUUGAGGUGUCAGUUCCUGCUUUUCCAAUCAGAUUCAACCAUUUUAAACACUGCUAUUAACAGCCUAUGAUUGGACUUUAUUAAUUCCAACAUUGUGAUGAGCAUUAUUACUGUAAUCUGAUCUUUUAAUUGAAUAGAGCAAAUGAUAAAGCUCUUCAAUUCUGUCACUAAAUAUUCUAUCUAGUCAAUGACCUGACAGUUGAUUAAACAUUGUAGUGAAAGAGACCAUCUUGUUUUUCCUGUGCUAUUCCUUUCUGAUCUAUUUUUAGAAAAUAUGUAAAGCAUUCAUUCCUUUUCUAAUUUAUCCCAACAUUCUUGAUAUGCAAUUAAAUUUUAUUUCAUUAUUAUAUCCUGCAUGUUUUAAUAUGAGGCACUUGCAUGCUACCAUGACUGUCAUAAUGUAAGGAGAUCUGAGGUAUUUCUGUUAACAGCACCUUGAAUAACCUGCACACUGACCCACACAGUCUUCAUUCAUUUCUGUUAUACUCUUCUCCACUCUGUGUCAGGGCUUCCCGGCCUUCGGGCACAGUCCUCUCUGCUAUUCUUAGAGAAAAAAAAAUCAUGAACAUAAAGAGUUUAAUUAGAGGUUUCAGUCGCUGAGAGUGUUGGGAGUUAGUGCUGCAGGCAGCUCACAGACUCCUGUCAAUAUGUGGGACACUUGGCAGCAGCUGUGAGCUGAGACGGGGCACCGGGUUACUGAGGUGUGUGUGUGCACAGAGAGGGGGUUGUUACCCAUUUCACCCAUUUCAGACUGACAGAAUGUGUUGAAACACAUCUCUGCUGCUCACUCAAUCCCUGACAUUUCAUCCAUGCAUGCAUGAGCUGUGUGUGUGUGAGUGCAAGUGUGUGUCCGUUUCAUGUGUCUUAUUGAAAUACUGAGCACACUGCUUGUGUAAAUUACUUAUUAGACAGCUAUGGUGUUGCUGAAUUCACUGAUAUUUAACAUUUUAAUCAAGCCUGUCUUGCAUAGUAAGAUUGUUUCCCUUUCUCUGCAGAGUCUGACUUAUCAAAGAGAAUAAACAACAUCAGCAUGUUGGCUGAAAAAAAUUACAUGUGUUGCUAGUUUCAGAGAGCUUAUUCAGCACAAGUCUAAAGAUAUAUUGUGCCCUGAAAUAUCUUUUUUUUUCUCCCACUUUUAUGCAAAGUCCAGCGUACCUAAACUAAAUAAUGGGAAGCAAUAGGCGAAGGAUCAAUUCAGCCACUAGAAACAAAAUCUGUCAGUGCACCACAUGUACAAGUUAGCAUACAUGUUCACCCCUGUUGUGUUUUCUGUUUCAUUCUGUUGUUUUACCGAUGACAACGAUAAAAAAACAUUGACUUUGAAAGUUAAACAGAAUUCUCUGGAUCCCUUUCAAUGUUUUUUUCCCCUGCAGACAGGUAAUCACAACUUCCCUGGGUGAUGGAUCACAUGGAUCACACAGAAACUUCCGCAUUAAUAAUUCACUUUGGCAAAAGUGGAUGUGCGGCGAGUCUUAUACCUCCCUGAGAUGAAUGCUCUGGAAGUGCCAGGGGCCUAAUGACAUUGUCAGCCGCUGCCAACAAACACUGUUGGAAAAGUGAAUGACUCAACAAUGUCCUUCAUGUGGCUGCAGUGCCUGUGAUGACUGUGCACUUUGUGAUCAAAUUAAGGAUUUUAGCCUAAUUUUGUGCUACUGUACAAAGCUCUCCAUGCUACCUGCAGCUUCUUCUUAACCACCGUGUUAAGCUGUGUCAUGGUGCAUUUUGUUGUUUAACUGCAACAGUGCUGUAUUGACCUGCUAGGGGGCCCUGAUGUACAAUAAAACCAACCAUACAGCUACUGCAGCAAACCAUUAGCAGAUCAUAAAUCCUCUGAAUGAAGAGGAGGGGCCCCGACAUUAGGGAAGACUGUAAAGUUCACAGAAGUUUUAGCAUUUAUAGACCCUCUUAUAAAGAAAAGACACACUGUGAGAGCUGAACACUGUACACUCACCUAAAGUGAGUUUAGAGACUCUGAACUCCUCUGUAACAUAUAAUGCAAAGCAGGAGUGUGUUGAGAGCUUUUUGCUUUAGAUUGUAAGUAACAUUCUUGGAACAGAUAGACUUAACGAUUACCACACCUCUCAGUGGCCCUCAACAACUCAACCACACUGCCAUCCUAUGCACUACUGUCUCUGCGUCAUAAAACACAAACUGCUCACGCCGGGAUUUUUCCGCCUGAAGUGCAAUAAUGGUAUUUCAUGCAGCUAACUCUGCCUUUGGCAGUCACAUUACCCAGCACAAAGACAUUCUCUCGUGAGGUUUUUUGGUGUCUCAUCUUUCACUUUUGAGAGUAUUUUUGUUCCCGUGUACUAAUACUUUAUUAUGUUUUAGAGACAUCUUUGAUGAAUAUUUUUGCUGUUAGCUAAACUAGAGCUACUGUCAACCAUAGUUUGUGGAAUUGGCAGGCCAACACUUGCUCCUAACCCCAAAAAUUAUAAAGUACUCAGAGAAGAAACCCUGUCCUUCCCAAGGUUUCUGCCUGUUAAAAGGAAGUUUUUCCUUGCCGCUGUCACUCAUAUUAGAUGAGAUGGGUCAAAUCUGUCCCAUCUUAAGGUUGGGUCUUGGUAAUUCAUCAGGCAAUGAGCAUGGUCUAGACCUGCUCUUUUUCUUUGGAAAGCAUCUUGGGAUGACGACCGUUGUGAAUUGGCGCUAUAUAAAUAAAAUUUGAACUUGCUGAACUUGGUGAUCCCUUUGCCUUUAUGACCCCAGAAAGUUAGGAUCUGUGCCUCACAAUGAAACAGCAACACAACAACUGGAAGAUACCUAGAAAAAUUUAUGAUACCAAACAAAUAGGUUAUCAUAACUUUAAUGAUCCUCUGACUUUCUCAAGUACCAGCAACUGCAACAAAAAAGAUACACUCUGUAAGACUUCACUUGAUGAGUUGGCAAAAAAUGGUAAAAGACACUAAGAUGUUACCAGACUUCUGCUUUGGUUCUACCAGUAGGUGGUGUAGAUAUUGUGUUUUAAAGAGAUAUUCCAGCGUAAAAUUAAUUUAGGGUCAAACACACCGUAACACCGAGUUAGACAACCCCUCUAGAGAUGAAUGUUGCCGACUGCUUGCUUCUCUAGUUAUACCAACUUUGGUAACAACCGCACGAUAGCAAUACACAGCGGUCUAUGGAUCCACGCACACACCUCAACCAAAACGCCACUCUAUAGCCACAAAUAAUGCUCAGAACAGCACCUUACUUCGUCAACAGUACAUAUAGGGUCCCAGCCACAGCACUAGUCAUCAAACAUCUUUUUAACUUUGCCUAAUUUCUUUAGCAAAGAGACUAAACACAACUCACCAAAUGUUCUUCCUUGAGCCGCUUGUUGGCUGUGGGGUGACGCAGCUCAAGGAAGAACAUUUAUCCCUUUAAUAGCAGCAAGCUAAGAUUUUCUUUUAACUCCUUCUAACCAGUAAAAUAUCAAUCUACUUGAUAGAUCCAGGUACAGUUUUAAAUCUGUGUUUUGUUUACAAUUUUCAGCCACACUUAUCGGCUUGUAUUUAGUCACGCAGUGUUGCUUAUGCUGGGUUUCCCCCUAUCAAAAAUUGUACAAAAAUACUCUGUGAUUACUCUUCUACCUUUCAUGUUAGUAAAUGCCACUCUGUUUUAUAAUUUCUUUUAAACUACUGGUUUUGCUUGCUUGAAAGUAACAUAGAAUCAUAUCUCUUGCAUGUGAUUACGCUACUUCCCCAGCACACCUGAUUCUGAUGUUUGCAUGUGGCGCCAGUCAUGAUAAGCAUGUACAUGCAUCACUCUGUUUUUAAUGGGGAGAUCAUGCAUGCAGACCUGUAAUGUGUAAGCAGCUAAGUAGUGGUUGUAUUGAAGAUUUUUGGAGUUUACUAGGAGCACAUGAAGGCAGCAGCUGUUCCCAUGGAGAUAUUUAUGGUGGCCGAGAACUGCCACUGCUGUAAAUAAAAAAGAAUGCAAAAAAAAAAAAGCCACAACAGAAAUGACUCAGGCGCUACACAGCCCUAACCAAAUGACACAUUGAAAAGCACAGGAAUCGAAAUUAAAUGAUAACCUUUCCACUAACUUCCUUGCUUGUCUUCUCGCCGUUGUCUUCUGUGCCUAGAUCGUCAAACACCGGUGCAUCAUCAUUAUUGGUCCCCGGCAGCUCAAUUCCAUUGUGAAUUUUUUCAUUUGCAUCCUUUUAUAUAAUACGACAGAAUAUUAGGGCCACAUCAAAGGAUAAAAACUGAAGACUUUGUAAUUACUUACUAGAAUAAAGUUGUAAUAAAAGUAAUUACUUAUGAGAAUAAAGCCAGGACCCUAUAUGUACUGUUGAUGAAGUAAGGUGCUGUUCUGAGAAUUAUUUGUGGUUAUAGAGUGGUGUUUUGGUUGGAGACGUAGACCGCUGUGUAUUGCUAUUGUGCGGUUGUAACUGAAGUUGGUAUAACCAGAGAAGCAAACGGUCGGCAACAUUCAUCUCUAGAGGGGGAGUCUAACUUGGUGUUACAGCGUGUUUGACCCUAAAUUAUUAAAUAAAUAAAAAAGGAAGAAAGAAACCAGAGCCCGCUGCAAAUUAAAAAAGAAAUGGCGCAUAUGACUAAAGAAAAAGCCACAAUGGAAGUUAACGAUGCAUCAGUUUUUUUUGUUUUUGUUUUGUUUUUUUGGCAUUCUUUUUUUAUUUGCAGCAGUGGCGUUUCUCGGCCACCGUAGAAUUAACCCUCUCUCUCUCUCUAGCUCUCUCUCUCUCUCCCCGCCCCUGCCUGUCUGUCUGCCUGUGUGCAGUCCCUGCAGCAGCAGUGAAUUGGCUGCUGAUUCACCACAGCGCUGCCCUCUCCCAGCAGCGUCACUCUAUUUAAAUUCUCUCAGCCGUCGCUGUCGGCAUCUUCUCUGCUCGCGCCUGAGAAGUUAUUUGUGUUUAGCACGAGCUACGCGUACGCAGAAAACGCCGGGCAAGGUGUUUUAUUUAGACUCAAACCCGCACGUACAGGCUGUUACACUCCUUCAUCAUGAAUAUGGAGAAGCGACGUAGCAGCACGGCAGGGGUAAGUUUGGGGAAGUUUUAUGAAGCCGGUUGGAUGAUACUAACGCUUUCCGAGUCGUCAUUGUUUAACAGCCUGUAGCUCCUCUGCUGUGCAUGUAAAGAGACCAGCAGACACCGUGAGAAGUUCGCCAUGAGUCACCCAACAACAGCUGAUCAUUUAUUGCGAAAUUUGACUUAAAAUUCUCAAUGAAACUGAUCGUUUUUGGAGCUUUGUUUGCCUUUUUCCUCUUUAAACUUCCUCUAUCCCUCAGGGCAUUGUCUUUUUACACGCGUGGAGGCGUUUUCUCACUCUUUAGUCAAUGUUUGUUAAAGCAGCCUUUAAACAGUGCUGUAACCCACCAGCUGAUAGAAAUGAACUAAUCAGUCCUUAAAUCAUUUGGAGACAAUUUUAGAUAUGGACCUUGCUCGUGUUUAAUGUUCAAACGUGAGCUGCUGGAUCGGUUUAUUUUACUACUGUUUGUCUAUAUUUAGACAGAGUUAAUCCUUUCUUAUGUAAUACGUUAGAAACAGGGGAAAGACCCCAUUGCUGCCUGUUACUGUGACUGUAUCAGUGUUUUUCAAAGUAAAGUUGGCGUUUUGCACGCAUAGAAUAAGGCUGCCUUUUAUACUUGCAUCCCUGUUUCUGCAUAUACAGUCAAGGCAGAUGGCUGUCUACCUGGCAAUCUGGUUGUGCUUGAGGUGUCUGCCUGUUUGCAAGGGUUUCUCCUCCACUGUUAUAAACUGCUUGGUCAUGGUGGAUUGAUAUUUUGUCAAUUUAAAUAAUACUUGAAAGAGUAUGCUACUGAUUCUACCUACCUAGCAAUCUGGUUGUGCUUGAGGGGUCUGCUAGGUAGGUAGUAUCAGUAGCAUACUCUUUCAAGUAUUAUAUAAAGUGACAAAAUAUCAAUCUGCCAUGACACUACCGACCUAGCAAUCUGGUUGUGCUUGAGGUGUCUGCCUGUUUGUGAAGGUUUCUCCUCCACUGUUAUAAACUGCUUGGUCAUGGUGGAUUGAUAUCUUGUCACUUUUAAUAAUGCUUGAAAGAGUGAGCUACUGAUACUACCUACCUAGCAAUCUGGUUGUGCCUGAGGUGUCUGCCUAUUUGUGAAGGUUUCUCCUCCACUGUUAUAAACUGCUUGGUCAUGGUGGAUUGAUAUUUUGUCACUUUAAAUCAUACUUGAAAGAGUAUGCUACUGUGGAGACCUGCUCUAUAGGAAAAGUGUCAACAGUGUCCCUCUUGUUUUGUGCAGUAUAAAUGAAAAAUGUGCGAUUAAUACUGGCUGUACUUCACCACAUAUACAGAAUCUCCAUCCUUUAGGGAAGAGCAAAAUGAUGUUUUUGCAGCUCAAAAGUGCAGACAAUAGACUUACUUCAGCUGCAUAUUAAAUGUCCUAUUAAUAGGUUUUUGUUUCAGAAAUCAAAGACGCCUGUAUCCUCUAAACUCUGAAGUUGCCAUGCUUAUUUCCGACUCAUCUGUGACGCUAUUUCUGUCAUUGUGCUCACUUCACCCUCUUUCUUUUGUUCUUCGCUGUGUGAGUUAAAAGCAGACUGCAGAUGUGGCAGUGCUGAAUGAAGAUGAAAAAGCACAGGAUGUAGUUGAAUAAAUGUACGUCCAUUGUUAUGCUUCCACCACCAGGUCCCGAUCAAGAACAUUGAGAGGGAGCUGAUCUGCCCCAUCUGUAAGGAGCUCUUCACCCACCCACUGAUCCUGCCCUGUCAACACAGCGUCUGCCACAAGUGUGUCAGGGAGCUGCUCAUGCUAAACCAUGAGGACUCUUUCGAUGCCGGUUCUGAGUGCUCCCUGCCCGGCAGCCCCAGGUCCAGGGUGCCCUCUCCUUCCAUGGAGAGGCUAGACAGGCUUGUAAGAUCAGGUGAGUCCUUGGGUAAGGGAGGAGAAGAGCUCAGCUUUAAAAAAAUUGUUCACAGAAAUCAUGUACAGAUGAGUGCAGGAAGGCGGAUCUUUCAUUUCCCCAAUGUUAAAAGCUUUCCACAACAGUGCGUUUGAAGCAUUAGUCAGGGCAGUGUCGGUUCUUUUGUUGGUCAGCAUGAUUCAGUGAUUUGUUAUGUGAGAAGAUAAUGCUCAAGAAAUCAAUGCGCAAAAAAGUAUCAAAUGCAUCUGAGGCUGUUUGUGUUUCCCAGGAAGAUAAAGUGACUACAGUAUAUCUGAAAUGAUGCCUCCCUGCUGCAUUGUCAUUCUUGCAGUUGCUUUAAUUUCCCUCUCAGUUCUUCUGUCAUCAUUCUGUUAGCAUUCAACAAGCUUCUGUGGCUUCAGUCUGGGAUUCACAACAAAGAAAAGGAUAUGAAGGUUUUUUAUGUGGCUACAGAAAGAAACUAUUCAAUAACCUAAAAGGUUGUGCUAUUGUGAAGAUCAUUUCCCGGACUAAUAACUAAACCUUUAGCUAACUCAAAUUAAAAAGCCAAUAGAAACUAUGGGGGGGGGGCGGCGGCCAAGCAUUGUUAUACUAUGUCUGGGUUUAAUGUGGCGCAGACACCACCCUCCUCCUUCUCAUGUCCUAGAUUAACACCAAACAAACAUGAAAAUGAUUUAAUAAUUUUACUGCUCAGCCAUUACAUUGUCAGUCAUCACAUUUCCUCUAAUCCUGUCUGCUUUUACAGGCCUCUUUAAACAGUCAGCAAAGGAACUUGACAAGCUGUAUUUUUUUUGUCCACUGAGAGAAAAGAAACGUUGACAAGCUCUUUCAAGCCCUAAUUGUCUUCACUGUCUGCCUCCUAGAGCCCAGGGGCGUCAGACAACCUCUUCAAUCAUCCGAGGGCCUGUGUUUUCAUUGGGAAAUGUUUCAGGAACUGAAAAGAGAGUAGCUGUAAUUUCCCUUCUAUCUUUAAUCAGAUAAACAGUACAGCUGUGUGUUAUGUACACGAGUGAACAAAUCUGUAAAUUUUUUUUAAGGCAUUUUUAAACUCCAAAACUGAGCUGAGCCAGAGGAAGGGUGAAUUUGCUGGAGGAGGGGAUGUAGUUGCAGGCAGCUAAGUAAACUUGUCACAACAUUUAUUCUUUUCUAACCACAUGGCAUGGCUGCAGCCAAGCUUGAGCAGGUCAAUGUCUAAGCCAUGAAACAGCACGGUGGGACACAAGGCUGCCUUUCUGCCCUCUCGAGAGCUCUGGGCUGCUGGCCAUUUCCAGAAACAAGACUGUCUCAUUUGCACAUGGGCUUCACUAUCGGCUCUUAUCCAUAAAAAACAAAAUCCUCUGCUUUUUACACCACUCUGAUUUUAAGACUGAUGGUAAAACUACCUGGAAACCAAAAGAGCUGCAAACAAAAUACUUGAGAAAAACAAACGGCUUAUGUUUCAAUGCAAAAGAAUCAAUGUAAGUAUUGACUGCAAAGUAUUGAUAGUAUUGAAUAUUGAAAGCCAAUCGUUUUGACAUUUUAAGCCCAACUUCCAAACCCAUCCAAAACACUUAAACUAAGACUCCGAGUAAAUUGGAAGAGGGAUAAAAUUAAAAGUACCCAAUAUAGCCAGUAUGCAAAUCCAAAACACUUGACAUUUGAGCAUGUGUUAACAGGGAUUAAUAAACAAAGGACAGUGGAGAAACUGCUCACAGCUGACGGAUAAAGGAAUUGUUAGUGGUUAAACAGCUCUACAGAGAGCAAAACACAACUUGCAGUUGUGUAAUUAGCUGUUGUUAUCAAGCAAAAGUAUUAUUUGUUGACAUCUUGAGUACGAACUAAAUGUUGUUCAAAGACCGUCCAUUGGUAAUCUUUGGUUAAGUUUUGGGACACACUAAUGGAUACUUUGUGUAUACCCACUGGCAUGAAUGACAAGGCUGAGAGACGUUUGUGUUACCUGUUAUCCAUUCAACUAAGACGCCAGUGGGGCCCUGAUCAACACUGAGAACCGAAAGUGAGAGACGCUAUUAAGAUCCCCAGAGUACAGUGAGGUUGGGAGCUAUUCAUCCAUUCAUGGUUCAAAACCACUGAGACUGGGCGCUCAAACACUGCGUCCCUCAUUCAGAGUCCCCCCUCCCACCCAGUCAACCUGAAUGAGUUCAUUCUUCACUUGCAGGACUGCAUCUGUUUAUGCAGGAAAUAAUCAAAUCCUGCCCCUAAAUAAGAAAAUCUGAUGCUGUGCAAGUCAAAUUCUGCACAAGGACAUCUGUGUCACUUCUUCAUUCUGACGGAUUCUUGCUUGAUUCAUAUUUUCUAAGAGUGAUUCAGCUUUUAAUUUUCUGCUAUUUCUGACAGCCCUCAGUAAGACGUGGAUCUUGUAAACCAUAAACUUUUCACAUGUUCAGCUCUAAUGACAUUCCAGUGAGGAUUAUUAAACAAAGCUGUUACCCAGUUAAGUGCAUAUAACCAUCAAAUUAAGAAAACAUACAGUUUCACUUUCUGGUGAUUAUUAACAAACCUUUGAGGUAUAUUAUGAGCAUAUGAACUCUCUUACCGAACAACAGGAUAAUACUGGGCCCAAUGCUGGGAGAUCAGAUCAUUGGUAGCCAUGGUGACGCAACCUGCCUGUAAGGAAUGAAUGAGGGAUUAGUUAAAGAGAGAGAAAGAAAAGACUUAAGGCUAUAUUUAUCAGUGUGCAGCCUGGACAAGCCUUUCUGUGCUUGGACAGAGGGAGGCGGAUACUAGAACUUCACCAGCAUUGUCUCUCAACCUCAUCUUUUAGUCACUGGGGCCCCAAAGGAGGAUUGUGCACUUCUGUUUGACAGCUAACUCUUGAAAAAAGCACUUUCAAGUGAUUGUGAUUACUCUUAAAGUAGAAUUUUCACAUUUAUUGUCAGUCUUUAUGCCUGUACUUGAACAGAAUUAAUGCUGCUUUCAUAUCUGUAUACUAAAUAUGAAGCUCUUAGCUAAUGCUAGCUGUCUAGCUGGUUUGAGAAUAUAUUUCUUUUAACAGUUUUUUUCCCAGCGCUUUAAGACGAUUUGUUUUAGUUUUGAAAUGUAAUUGUUCAUUAGUCAUACAGUUUGGGAAUGUUUCUAUAAUUGGACAGAGACAAGUUAGCAGUUUCUUUGAUUAAACGAACUGUCUCUGGGGUCUAGCUUCAUGUUUGGUGUACAGUUUUUUUCUUUUUUUGAUGAGUUACAUCUUUAAUGCAAUUUCCCAAAAGCUACAGCCUGAACCUGAAAAGUUGUGUGAAUUUUUGCCCACUUAGCUUGUUGAUCAUUUGUGUUGUCAAAGGGAUAUUCCGGCGUAAUAUUAACUUAGGGUCAAACACACCGUAGCACCGAGUUAGACACCCUCUCGAAUGAUGAAUGUUGGCGACCGCUUGCUUCUCUAGUUAUACCGACUAAAGUAACGACCACAGGAGAGCAAUUUCUUCAUGGAAAUGCAAUCAGACAGAGACGCUAAGACAGAAGAACUACCGCGUCUGCAGUGCAUAAUGUUUAAUAUGGUGAUUAUUACUUCAAGAAAAUGAUAAAGAAAUGAUCAUAAAUGUUCUUCCUUGAGCUGCGGCACCCCGCAGCAGUCCGUAAUGGACUGGCCCGGAGAUACAAACAAGCGGCUGCUGGAAGAGAGUAGGUGAGUUGUGUUUAGUCUCUUUGCUAAAGAAAUCAGACAAAGUUAAAAAGAUGUUUGAUGGCUAGUGCUGUGGCUGGGACCCUAUAUGUACUGUUGAUGAAGUUAGGUGCUGUUCUGAGCAUUAUUUGUGGCUAUAGAGUGGCGUUUUGGUAGAGGUGUGUGUGUAUUGCUCCUCAGACCGCUCUGUAUUGCUAUUGUACAAUUGUUACUAAAGUUUGUAUAACUAGAGAAGCAAGCGGUCGGCAACAUUCAUCUCUCAAGGGGUUGUCUAACUUGGUGUUACGGAGUGUUUGACCCUAAAUUAAUUUUAGACCAGAAUAUCCCUUUUAAUAAGUGCAUAUCAAAAGUUAAUUGUUCUUAAACUGUUGAUCUCCUGUUUGUAUAUUUUGAGACUUUUUUUUUUGUAUUUCACUUUGAACUGCAUAACCAUUUUUUACUUUGAACAAGUUUUUCUUCACAUUAUUUUAUGUUUGCUUCUUGUCUUGAAAAAUCAUGUUGUUUUCCUUUUUUAAAAAAAAAACAAUAACGUCACCUCACGUUAUGCAUUGUUUCAUUGCCUGUUGGUCUCACCUCACUUCUCUGUUCAUUGCUUGCAGCCUCAGUGCGAAGGUCAUUCGGGAGUCGAGGUAGACGCGGGCUCCGUGUUUUGAGUAGCUGUAGUAGUGAGUACAGUGUUACUAGAACCCCAUAAAACCCUAGUUUGGUUCUGCCUUCUCUCUACUUAAUCUACUUCAGCCCUGUCAACACAACCAUACAGACUCACAACACUUGUUCGGUUCAAUACGGAUAUCCCAAAUUGUGUAUCCAGAGUUGUAAAGCCUUUGAUUGUUUUCGUUGGACACCUAUAGAUGCAGUUGAAAUUAGAAGCCACAUGUCUCUCAAAACUGCCCAGUGAUCCUUCAAGUAAUCUAAUGGUUAAAUCCAUAUCACUCAGGUAUUUAAAGAUGGUGUUAAAUGCUCCAGGUUAUGGCUGUCUCAACUUGUAUUUUAUUCCAUCAAUAAGGUGGGAAAAUCAGAGAGAGGCACUGCAAAAAGUGAAAUCCUUUAAGCGAUGAUGAGUUGGCACACAGGAGGCUGAUUAAAAGAGGAGUGGCAUAUAGAAAAUUCGGAGAUGAGAAUCAUUUUAUAGGGAGGUGCAGUCCUUGGUGGGGAAGAAAAAAUGUGCCAAAAGGGAAUUUUUCUCAGCCAAAAUAAAAGUAGUUAGAUAGUUAGAAAGCCAUGAAGAUAAUUUCCAAGAGUUGAGGUAGGACAGGUAUGUCUAUGUUUGUGUAUAAGAGCAAAGCUUUACAUUCAUUUCACAAAACAUGGUGGCAGAUAAAGCCCGUUUAAUGAGCCAGAGAACUGUGAGGCUCUGUUCUUACUAAGGAAAACAAACACACUCACACACACAUAUCGAAAGAAAACAUAAACUAUGUUUGGACUUGCUAAGAUUCUUAACAGGCUUAAAUGACUGAUAUCUGCAUGCCUGCAGGCCGCGCUGAUUAGGCCUAGACAAUCAUUAGUGUUUGAGAAAUGGUUUAUAAGAGCACAGACCUGUUUCAGCCUCACUCUAAUCAUUUUGGGCAGGCUGAAGUGAAGCGUCAGAAAGCCGGCCAAGUUAAACAAAACUGAAUACUGGUUUUGCUGGCAAGUCGGUGCACUAGUUUAACACGUAGAGUUGAUGCUUUAAAAAAUACUUCUCAUGUACUGUUUUUUGAGGGCUUGUUUUCUUCAAGCAAAAGAAAUAUAUAUAUAUAUAUACUAAGUGACAUAGCAACAAACUCUAAUGUGGUGUUCUUGAGAGCAAUAUUAAAAAAAAGCAGUAGACUAUGAGUUAAAACCUUCCCAAAAAGAAACACAAGGUAAUCCGUGUUGGUAUAAGGAGUCCUCAAUUUGAUUCCCUUCACCUUUGUAACCACGUUUAGUGUUGACAAAAGCCUAAACCAAAUGGGCACACCCUUUUAAAAAUCAACAGAAAUAGAAAAAUCCUCCAUGAAUCACUACAUCAAACUCGGUGCUGAAACCUUAUCAGAGCAUGCUGGAAAAAUUGACAGGUUUUUUUUUUUUUUUUAAAUCUGCAAUGACUCGUCAAUUUCUCCCCUCAGACUGCAGCCUCUCUGCAGAUCCACAAAUCAACACACGAACCUUACCAAAGGCUUCUCAUGUUUCCCCAUAAACUGGCUCAUACAUACUGCGCCAAGCAGGAGGCAUGUUCACAUACAUGAAGUACACACACAUGAACUCAGAUGGUUAGCAGAUAGCAGGUGGAGCAGACACCUGCAUCUUUCAUUAGUUCAUAUGAUGGAUUUCACUUUUCAUCCAGUGACUUAACAGUAUUACCUGUGCUAACUUCAUCGCCAUCAUCAGACUCAGUUUUCUUUUUUUAAUCAUAUCAUCAUAACAUGAUGUUAUUAAGUUCGUUUGUCAUGAAAUCAGGUAGGUGGGUAAAUCGAAGUGUGGGCGAACGGAUCUCUUACAGAUUUAGUCUCUCGGGGUUUAGCUGUCCCUGCACUGCCACAUCCCUCAGUUCUGCCCACAUCUUUCUGUCACAUGGCAUGCACACAGCUAGCCGCACAUAACACAUAGUUUCUAUGUUUGCUGUUCCGCUGCUGCUUUUUCCUCAGCUGAACCCUUUCUUUUCAAGUGUUGGUUUCAAAUUGUGUCCCUGUGUGUUAAAGCUUUCCUGAGGAGUGUUUGAUUUAAUUUCCAGGUCCUCGGAAACGAAGCGGAAAAUCUGGCUUUCAAACUGAGAUAAAUCCAGCACUCCUCGCUUCCCCUGUCCCCCAAAAACGUGAAGCAACAAUUUUUUUGUCAUUUCCUUUGCCUUGUGUUGACUUAAGUUCCUUGGCUUUAUUUGAAUGUUUGUACUGUCAGUGUUCGCUUGCAUCUGUGAUGUGUACUUGUGUGCGCACCCGUUGUUACUGUGUUGUUGCUUUGUUACGGUGAUGCCGCAGCAGUAACAAGCAUACUGUUGUGAGAAACUCUUAAAGGUGGUGUAGCUUUAAGAGGAGUAUGUUGUGAUUGCAAAGUGUUGAUGCACUGAACUGGACAUUUGAUCUUUAGAUUUAUAAUUUCAGGACAUUUCUAAUAAGUUAAAACUCAUCGCAUGUUGUCUUAAUGCUCUGGUAUGUUUUUAUUUUCUUGAUCACUCAUUUCAGGACGUAGGAUUAUUUGCUUUUGUCCAGAUCACUGUGAGCACUUAAAUAGCCCCUUCCCUCCCCCCUUGGUAAAUGUUAACUGACUUGCAGUGGAGUUUCUCAUGCAGACAUUGUAUUCUCAACAAACUUCAAGGAUGCCUUCCUCCCCAUGACUAUCCUGCAUCAUCACUCUGAAAUCUGCCCCAGCUGUCUUGUGAAGUCUCUCUUCUUGGACUUAUUUCCUUGUAUGACACCUGCUCAGUUACUGCCUGUUCUGACGUUUACCUCCAUACAUCCAUAUCUAUGGAUUUUUUUGGUCAUGGAGGAAAUAAAGCACAAAGGGAGACACACUGAGGCCCUAUUUGUCACAGUUUGAUAUUUUCAUGCGUGCUAUCAAAGCGUUUUUUGCCUUAGCAUCAUACUUGGCAAGUCAAGCAGAUGAUGUAAUACUGCUUUUGUGAAUCUGAGCCCAGAAUCUGUUCAACACAAAGGGGGGUUCACAUUUUCACAGCCCGUAUUUAACUCUUGGAAACUAUCUCAUCUCAAAAAUUUGUAGUCAAAGGGCAUAGUUGUUCGCAUGUCAAAAUAGGGCCUCAGACAAGACUUGAAGCUGGGUGACCCAAAGGUUUGAGCCUCUAUUAUCCUCAAUUUUUCCUCACUUGUCCUCUUCCUCUCUCCUCCAGGCUCCAUCUCGUCCCCAGGGUGGCGCAGAGGCUCCGUCACUCCCCGGAUCACCACCAUCCCAUGCCCGGGCUGUCAGCACGAUAUUGACCUCGGCGAGCGCGGCAUCAGCAUGCUGUUUCGUAACUUCACCCUCGAGAGCAUUGUCGAGCGCUACCGCCAGGCGGCCCGCGCUGCCAUCGCCAUCAUGUGUAACAUCUGCAAGCCUCCUCAGCAGCAGGAGGCCACAAAGAGCUGUAUGGACUGUAAAGCUAGCUACUGCAAUGAGUGCUUUAAGCUUCACCACCCAUGGGGGACACCAAAAGCUCAGCAUGAGUAUGUCGGCCCCACUACCAAUUUUAGGCCAAAGGUAACUAUGACUUCACAGAGGAUAAGGCCUUAUUAUCUUCAUGUCUCUGUUUAUCCGUUUGUUUCUUGAUCACAUCCAAACUUUCAGUUGGACUGUGACCUUCAAACGACACGCUGUCACAUGAGUCAAAAGUCAUCAGCGUGAGUGGAUCAGUUUUAAACAUCUAAUGUGUGAUAAGGAGUUGAACACAGAAGCUGAAUCCAUGCAGGCUGGAAGUUUGUGCUUUUCUUUAACAACAACAUCUGGUUAAAGAAAUUCUCAAUGGGUUAAAUUAUAAAACUGAAAUAUUCAUGCAAAUUUCCCUGUUUGACAGUCUUAAUUAUAAGGUUUUAUCUAAUUGAUAUAAAUCCUUGCCUAAUUCAGUUAUGUAUCAAACAGAACAACACUGACAAAUGAAGUCUUUUAACCUUCUAGAAAGUGAGAAUAUAUUUUUCUGUGCUAUCCAAUCCCUGGACUAAUGUUGCUAGAAACGACCCGAUGAGGAACCUGGUGCUAUAAAAAGUGCUGAUCUUAAAUUCUGCUUCAAGACAUUUCAGGAAGUUGCUCACAGAACCGUCUCGAUGCGUGUAAAGUUUGGGCCGUCUUCCUGUUUCUUUUUCAGUCUGCGCUGAUAUUGUGCCAAGUUGAAGUACUGUUAAGCAAUGUUUCUGUAUUUUGUCUCAGAGAAAACUCGAUAUUAUUUUGUCGAAUGUUUCAGGUACUCAUGUGUCCAGAGCACGAGAUGGAAAAAGUGAACAUGUACUGCGAGGUCUGCAGGCGACCCGUGUGUCACUUGUGCAAGCUGGGAGGAUCCCACGCCAACCACAAAGUCACGUCCAUGAGCAGUGCCUACAAGAUCUUGAAGGUACUGCAUUCAGACACUUUGACCAUUUGGGGAAUGAUAGCUCUGGUGUUUGUGGAGGGGUCUGUGAUGUCGAAUCAGUAACCAAUGAUAUUGAAGGUAUUGAACAAACUACUCUGAUGGCCUGAAAGAGUGAAAUUGGGGAAAAAACGAAUAGUCAAAACACUGGAGUAGUGGUACUUUUAUUAUGGGAUGUUUUAUUAUAAUCGUAAUCAAGCUAUUUACAGGACAUUUUCUUCAUUUGAUAUAGACACUAGGGAUCUCAAAGGGUCAGGGUCCCAGAGGGUCCCAAGUGUUGUAUUUUUCACCAUAAUUCCCUUUAUGUGUUAUGUGUAGCACCUGACUAUGUCCCUGAUGGGUUAUCUUCACUGACAGGUAUAAAUCAUAAACAAGAAACUAGUUUUUAUUUUCGUAUGAGAAUCAGUUUGUGAAUGUUUGAUUAAAGCUUUUGGUCUGUGUCAAUUUUGGCGCCCCCUGUGGACAAAGAAGUCUUUGUUUUUUUUUGCUCUGUAAAUGCUAAAGUGGUUUUUUGACGAAAAAAAAUCUGACUUUUCACACCAAAUGUGUAGAUUAUUGUGAAUAUUUAGAAUGAUAAACCAAAAGAAAGGCUCUUUCUUGAGCUGCUUGGCUGACAGCUACCCUCUUGCACCUUCUUCAAGCGUUAAAAAAUUACUAUUAAAAACUGUUCAGCUUGUCUCUGAUGAUCUUGUUUGCUUUUGUAUAUCAUAAGAAGGCGUUGAUAUGAAUUUCAAUCUGUUUUAUAAAUGUCAAAAAAACUACACACAGGAGCUUUAAUAGGUGAAUAGAUUUUUUUUAACGGUUCUGCUCAGCAGUAAGGAUUUAUAGGUCUUUUUUGAAGAUUGUAAUACUCACUUGGAUUACAGUCGAGUCUUAGAUAAACUGUCCAACAAAAAAUCUUAAGAGCAGAGUUGUAUCGUACCUCCUCCUGAUUGGUCCCCAAACGUCCCAUCCCUCCUGCUUCAUUAUUGAUGACCGCUCUACCUGUGCUAGCUGCUUCAGACGGUAGAUAUCAAUCUCUUUUGUUUGGAAACUUUAAACCCAGGCUGACUGGUAAGGUUAAAACUAAGUCGCCUCGCUUGAAGUCAUCAGAUUUGUUUCCAUGGAGUAGAUAACCUUCACUGAGUUUGAUUGUUAGGUUUCUCUUAAGUGGAGAAAUAUCAGCACAUCUGUGUAGGACUGUUUGGUUACCAUGAGAGCGACACACAAGCACAUCAGAUGUUCAAUAAAGAUUCAAUAAAAAACAAAGAACAGUAGUUUGAUCUUGUUAGAAUAGCACAGUAAAUCGUAGAUGAGAGACAAAGUGGUUUUUAGCAAGUCAUGGUAGAAUCUGAGAAAUUCAAUCUGCUACUUGGUGUUGACAGGAAGACUGUUGUGCUUUUAAUAUUUAAUGAUACCAUUUGCUACACAGGAUUUGCUGUUUAUUGUUUAUUGUUGGAGGACGUAUCAGAUUUCCUGAUCAGUCCCAGAACCCUCCAUCAGCUAGGAAGUGGAUAAGGUUUCAGCUGCUUUUAAUGGAAAUGCUUUGUCAUACCAGUGUAGUACUAAAAAGGCUGUUGUUUUGAUAUAUUGCACCCACUCACUGACUAAAAGGUCAGUGACAUUCAACUUCAAAGGUUAAUAUAAAACAACCCAGACAAGGAAAACUUAAAAGACAAAAAGCUGAACAGUAAAAAAGUCCAACCAGCAAACAAGUAAUCCAACAUGAGACCUGCAGAACAGAUCCCAGGGAGCACAGAUGAACAAACAUCUUUUGCAAUGAGUAUCGAAACAGAUGAAGAUGCAUCUUGAGUUUUGGUGGAAUUUAUUGAUGCAUUACUUAAAGUGAAGUAAACCUGAGUGUCAACACUGUAUCCAGGUCUUGAGAAUUAAUGCAACAUUUCUCCGAGUAGAAAACGACAAAACCUCAAGGAGAGAGUUGUUUUAAAAUUAGCUGUUAAACUAGUUGUGUUAUCCUUCAUCACUAGGCUCGUAUGAAAGUAUGACAGUUUCUGUAACUGCUGCUGUUUUUUUCUCUCUCUCAUCAGGAGAAGCUGGCCAAGAGUAUCCAUUACCUCAUCAGCAAAGAGGACCAGGUCAGGACUCAGAUUACUGAUCUUGAUCUACUCAUCAAUCAGACUGAGGUGAGAGACAGAGCUGACUCAACCUGCAGUGACUCCGCAGUCCUUGUUUACUCUUGCCCUGCUUUUUGUUCAGCUUGAUCUUCAGACUUUUCAUUUUGAAUUUCAAAACCAUAAAUUUUGAUUUUUUUUUUUUAUUUCAGUGUGUUUUUUUUUUCUAUUUAUUUUUUAUUUAACCAGGAUCUCUUUUUCAAGCAGCAGUGAACAUUAAAACCAAAAGAUCAAGUAUUGCUUCUUAAAAAAAAAAAAAAAACAGCUGACAGGCAACAAAUCUAUUUUCUCUUAUCAAAUUUUGUCACUUCGAGACAUUAGUUUAAAUGUUUUACUUAUUCUGUUGAAAAAAUCUUUUUUCAUUUGAUUUCUCAGAUUUUUAGAUUCCUAUACUAUAUUAAAUCAUAUCUCUUUGUCUCGAAAUGAUAAUGAUAUGCCAGAGAGUGCAAAAUACCUGAAUAUACUGUGUAUUUAAUUCAAAAGACAAAUAGCAAUACAGCUUUCGCAGAACCAGUCGGAGGAGAUCAGACACAAUCCUACUUUGUGUGCGAAUAAGGAAGGUCCCUAAACAAACAGUAUGCAAACCACACAAACAAGGAAACACAGGAUUUGCCUCCUGCAUACGUCUGCAUUUCAGCCUCUCAGUUUGUUCCUCUUUUACUAUGACGCUGAUCCGCCUACACUUUUGAUGUUCUGUAAUAGAGCAAAUGAGAGGGACUUGUUUGUUGGGGUUCGGUCUCUUUAUAAGGGUCUUCAGGGUCUAUUUAUCUUUUCCCCUUUACUCUGAUGUUGUGUCAUGUGAGCAAUUAAACUUCUUGAAGUAAUAUUCAAACAAAUGACUUCCUACAACUGCUGAUAAACUGAAUAUGCUCUGUGGCUGAUUUGACUUCAUUUGAAUAAAAAUUACGAUAAAAACAUGUUUUUUUCACAGGAAAAUGGGCAGCUAGCAGAGCAACGGGCCAAUGAACACUUUGAGCGUCUGUUUGAGACUCUGCAGGAGAGGAAGUCAGAGAUGUUGAGAUCCAUCGAACAGUCCAAAACCCGACGCCUUGAACAGCUUAGGGGCCAGGUAUGAUGGUUCUCACUGGAUGAAUACUUCUUGAGUAGUCAUCUUGACAUGUCUGAUUUAAAGCAACUAUUUUCAAUGAAUUUCAUUUGAAAAUACUAAAAAAGUUAUACAUUUUGAAAAUGAUGUCCUAGGUGGAGGAGUACCAGGGCAUGCUGGAGAACAGCGGUCUGGUGGGUUAUGCUCAGGAGGUGCUGAAAGAGACGGAUCAGUCCUGUUUUGUACAGACAGCAAAGCAACUACACACCAGGUACAGUUAGGAGACUUUUAACAUAUUUGUGCUGACUCACAUAUUAUUCCAGAUGAUAUCUGUAACAAGUAUGUGCCAAUAUGAAGCUGACUUACAAUGAAGCCCAUCAUUUAAAGGAUUUUGUUUAUUUUACGCACACAAAUUAUUAUUAUAGUUGCAUUUGUCUCUGAAAUGCUGCAUUUGACAAUCCUUUGACGGCCUCAUAAGUGAUAAGACUUUUACAUUUAAGUGAUUUCUGUGUAUCUGUUUUUGUUUUUCAUCACUAUUUGAAGCAUUGCAAGGUUUAGAUGACAAGAACAUUUAUGGAGUAACAUUUUUUCGAAAUUAUGAUUACAGUUAAGGUCAUUUGUUCAUGAUAUGAGAACUUUGCCAUUGUGGACUGACCACAUUUCAUCCAGAGUCCAAAUAAGAGGUCCAUUCUGAUAAAAUUAUACAAGAAUUGAACUCGAACUGUUGUUCAUCCAGUCAUGACUAAUUUUAUCUGAUACAGGAAUAUACCUAAAGUUUGAAUUGGAGUUUCAAAGCAAAUUAAGAUGUAAGACAUAAUUUCAAGAUGAUUAACUCAAUCACAUUAAGAGUCUUAAUCUCAAGUUUCAAAGCUGGUUAACUUUGGUAAUCAUUCUUAAUAUGCAUUAAGAUUGAUGAUCAAUUUCUGAAUGUCUAAUAAAUUGAAAAGUCUAACACUGAUCAAAACCCCACAAUAUGCAGACAUGUUUGUGUAACUGUUCUAAUGACAUUCAUAUGUCAAGUUAGAGCAGUCAUAACAGACCAGUGAAUGGAUUUAGUUUAUUGUAAGGUAAAUAAUUGCUGACUAAGCGAAUACUUGUUAGAUUCAGCCUCUGGGCUCUGGGGAAAUAUGAGCAGCUUUUUGUUACUUUUUUAUAUUCUAGAUUACAUAACUCUUCAAAAAAACUACGGGCAAAAUAAUCAGUAAUGAAAAUAAUCUUCGGUAGCUGCCUAAGCUUAAGUUCAUGUGAUAGGGUUUAGAGAUUUCCCAACCCAAACAAAACUAAAGCGAAGGGUAUCGCUGAGUUUACUAAAUCCCUACUCUUAUGUGGGGAUUUGAACCCGCAAUAAUUUAUUGGAAUGGCUUCAAUGGCUUAAGCUUUUCUCUGAUGUUAAACUUACCAUCAGAUGAUUUAAAUGAAAACUUUUUCUAAAUAAGGAAAGUAAUGAACAAGGAGUUAUUAUUUCCAAAUUCAAAUCUAAAAGUUUGAUCAUAAACGUCCUCCAAGAUUAAUGAUAAUGCAUCUGGAUUAUGCUCAUAAAUAUACUGGUGCAUCUUAGCAAAUUAGAAGAUCAUAAAAAUGUAUUCAUAUUCCAUCAGUUACUUAAGUACAUAGACAUAUUUUUCAAAAGUUGAACAGUUUUAGUUUAUUUUUAUUUCAAAUUCCUUUUUGAAUCGUAGCUGAAAUACUAUGUUUCUUUCAUGUUUCAUGAUUAAAGAGAAAAUAAAAAGUUUAAUUCAAAUUUUGAAAAGUGAAAGAAAAUAAAGUUUUCAUUAAAAUGCUCCUAUAUAACUAGAAGCCGAUAAUUCAGAGUUAUAAUUUAUUGAUUCUCUCCUGUUUUUUAGUGGAUGGCGUAAGUGGGAUUUGUCCUGUUUUGUAUCCGUGUUGUGAGCAUCAAUCUGAUUAUGUGUUUGGGUAACUGGAGUGUGUCAGGAACACACAAAGCCACGUGCAGAGUUUACUAAUCUCGAGAGCGAUUAAGUAAAGUGUUCAGUAAAAGCUGCAGAGCGUCUUGAAGUGUCUUCUGCGCUGAGCCUUUAAUUGAUCUUCAUUAAAAGCUUUGGGUAAUCACUAAACCUUUUCACUCUUAGGAGCAUGAUACUGUGGCCAACGGGCUUCUUCAGCUGACGAGACCCCGUUUUUUUCUUUACUCUGACACUAUACUCUAACUAAUGAAAACAAAUACCCCAGGGUUUAUAAGUAGGCUAAAUGGUAUAUUUAGAGUUAUACUUGUUAUCAGUCAGAGGAAAAGUCUGUUAUACAGUUCUAUAACAGGUGAACUUAAGUUGAUGUAUUAGUCCUCUUUCGAUGAAGAUGUAAUCAUUUUAAAUCUGUCUGGUAUGUUUACAGGAUCCAGAAAGCCACAGAGUCUCUGCGGACUUUCCACCCUUCAGCUGACCCCUGCUUUGAUGAGUUUGUGCUCGACACCUCCAGAGAGGAAACUCUGCUCAAAGAGAUGUGCUUUGGUGGAGGUACAACUCAUUUCAUUCAACCAUUUUCCCACAUACAAUCAUUACACGGUAGUUUUAAACAAAACAAACAGAUUAUAACCAAUUUUUCUGAUGUGAAUGAAAGUUACUUCCCAAUAUGAAUCACAAAACAUUUAUGUUUUGGUCAACCCUUUUUAGGACCCCUGUUAAAAGGUAUUCUUUGUUACUAUACAGUUUGCAUUUCGCUUUCCUUCACAUUGUAGCUGCUGCACAAAUGCACUGCUCCUCUGAUUCAUGACACAACCUGGAUAAACUGCAUGAGCACAAAUGUUAGGAAUUCACCCACCCGGACUUUACGCAGACUUUCCCUGGCAGCCCCCUUGUACAAAGUCUGCAUAAAGUCAGGGUAAGCUAGUGCGAGAAUGCAGCAGAUAAUCACUCGGAACAUUCACCAGGAGUGAGUUAGAGGUUUAUGGCAUUUUUCACAUUGAGUUUUGAGUUUCUCUUCCAAUGCCUACAUCACGUGCUUGAAUAUUGUUUUUCACUGUACACAGUUUAUCACUGCUUUUUAGAAGUAGCUAUUAUGUAAAAAAGAAGAUAAAAUACAGCUUAUCGUGGUCAGAACUGUUUGUCAAAACCUGUUUGUCACAUGAAGAACCCUGUGAGCAUUGCUGUGCUAAGAGGUCAAAGGUCCCCUUGUGAAAACCUAAAUUAGAUAAACAAUCCUAGAAACACCCUCAGUGGAUUUGGCUGCUCUGUGAAACUUGUUUCAUGGUCUGUUGGAUAACAAAGACUUUUGGGGAAUAACUGCCUCGUGCGAUCAGAAAUGUCUUCAUGAUUAAUAUUCAGUGUAAUUUAUUCUCUCUUAGAGCAGAAUGUCCUCACAAUUCAUUCUGUUUUGGAUAAAAUGUUGUGAAACACAGAAAGAGAGGCAGAAUAUACAAACCAUAACACCCAGAUUAUAUUCCAGCAAAGAGAAAAUGUAAAAGUUAUUUUAACUUUGAAACCGCAUGUCUAGAAAGAAAAUAGUCAAUGGAGCAGACAGACUUUUGUUCAGAGAAUGCUGUCUGACCUUACAGCAAAUGAUCAAUAAAUGUUUCGACAAGAAGCUCAAAAGUUAACAGAUAAAGGAGUAGGGUGUAAAAAUGUCAACUAUCAAUAUGAAAAUAAUGACCUCUAGGGUCAGAGGUUGAGUCAGUGCCUGAUAGGGUGACAUACUUGAAUAUAAAACAUGAAGCAGCUGCAAGACUUGGUGAGAACUUUGUUAGCCAUCAUCAGAUGAGCUGUUGUUUUAAAAAGGGUAAAAUUACACCCGUAAACUAAAGCCUAAGAAGUCUGCCUGUUACGCUACUAUUAAGUGCAGUUGAACUGAAUGUUAUUGCAUUAAGUCGAGCUGAGCGUGGUGAUUACUGCGGUUUCACCUCGCUCGUAUUCCUGCUGCGACUGCAUGAUGAUAGGGACUUGAUGAGACAGGCUGAAUAUGCCAAAGUGAUCAUUCAGGAUGUUUGGCUGUGGUUUGUUUAAAAAUGCUGCUGGUGUGGCUCCAGUCUAACCUGUCAACAUGAUGUGCGUCAGUGAGUGGAUAACACAGAUAGUGACAUUUAGUUGUGGCUGUUCUUUUAGCUGUGACAAGCAUGAGAAAGAUGAAUCAUAUCUAAGGCCUGGGGGCAUCCUGGAAAAAGUGCAAAAUAUAAAUCAUCAAUAAGAUUACAAAGCAAACGGUUUGGUUUCGGCUUUGAGCUGUGCUUCAUGACCUAAAGGUGAGAUGUCUGAGAUGUUGGUGCUACUGAACAACAGAGAGUUGUCUCUGUGAAAAACAAAGCUGCAAAAGGAGUUUUUGGUUUUUGUUGGCACACUUUGGAGAAGCCAUGUUGGUUUGUUUAAAAGCUGCAAUAUGAGAUCUACCUUAGGCUGCCGCUGGCACAAUCUAGACGUAUGAUCCACCUACUGCAUGAAUCAUCAACAGAUGAAAUAAUGUGAGCUGAGUUGAUAACAAGAUAAAGGACAUGUGUUAAAACCUUGUUUGUUCAAGAGCAUUGGAUUUUUACCAAGAAAUAAUGUGCUUUUUGCUGCGAGCUCAAACUUGAGAAAUGUCUUUGAAAGUUAUUUCUGGGUGUUGAAAAGUUGUUGUUGCAGUAAGAGUAAAUAUACUGAAACAUUUACUUCUCAGACAAUUUUUCAAAACAUUUUUAUGUUUGCAAAGAAACUAUUUUUUGGGUCUUUGCUUUUGUGAUUAAAAGUCUAAGACAAUUAAACUAAGUGCAAACAAAAAAAGUGUUUUAGACGGAAAAUUGAUCUAUUUUCUACAACCCCAAAGUUAUAUUAUUCCAUUGUUUAAUCUGCACUUUUACUCCUAGAUGAUUUAUUUUUAACCUAGACUUUUAAAAAGUGAAAUAAAAAGCGAUUUCAUGAUUUCAUACAUGUUGUAUAACAUAUACCUGAAGGAGUCAGUGCUGUAUCCUUUUUUGUGAAGAGCCACGUGCAGCACUUGGGUUGCGGUCAUAUUGAUUUGUGUGCUUAAUCUAAGUAGCCAGCAGGAGUUGAUGUAGCUCUUAGCCUGAGCUUUAAAAGAAAAGAAGCUGUUCAGGCAUUUUUAUGCCGCUGUAAUUUAAUUUGAGUCUUGGCAGACGAUGCAUCAGGGAGGAACCACUAUGGUAUCCAGAAUGGUGCCUUAAAGCUUUUAGAGUGUAUAUCCAUUUUACAGGAAGCUGGAAACCCAUUCACAUUAUUCACAGACCUGGAUGCUGAUCUUGUCUUCUUAUUUUUCAAGUUUUAGUGUUUUGGUCAGUGAGUGUCAAAUUCUUGCCCCUGUUUUGAAACAGUAAAAUUGUGCUCCUUAAUGUCAAUCCUGCUAAAGCCCUGCUGAAAAAUGUCCCCAUGCACUUAAAUGAAAACUAGAUUUGAAAACGACCAUUUCUCUUGACUGUUUUUACUUUCAAGUCUGAGUUUGAAUUAACAAACACCCCCCUUAAGAUACAACAGCACAGGAUCGAGUGCUUUUUGAGCUUUUUGUGAGAGGACCAUACUUGGGGGGGAGUAGUGAAUUUAAAAUAGACACGGGACAAAGCAGUUCCCUGCAGUGCAGCUUGGCAUUGCUGCUGUCUGUCUGCUUUCAGCCUUUACUGUACGUGAUCAAUAGCGUCUUUUUUUCUGAGUUGCUGAACUCUGGUGACUACUACCUGCUGUGAUGGAUGGCCGACUGCCCGGUUUAGUUUUUGCUUGAUGGUCCAUCUGUUUUGAAACAGGUGGCAACAAAAUCUGAUUGGUUGGUGUAGUAGCCUGUCACUAUCUGAUGAAGAAUACCUGUAUAUGUGUGAACCAGAUUAUCACAGGGGGAAGAUGUUGUGUUGGUGUAGAUGUUGCUACAGACUCGGUUUGAUUUACAGUUUAUUCAUAAGAAACACUUUUAGGACUCAUUUUCAACCCUUCAUCCUUCUAAAAUGUAGUUUAAUUGAGACUGAAGAUACUGUGUUCACACAUAGUCUGUUACAACAUGGUAGUAUAGCUCUACAUGAAUGUGCUUAGGACUGUAAGAGGACACACACUUGUAAAGGAGCUCAUGUGCUUGGCCAAAAAAAAAAAAAGGCUUUGGAGAUUGAGGAUUACCCAAGUGACUUUGGAGGCUCAGAGAGCUCUGUAGCAGUGGUGACACCAGUCAGCCAGAGGGAAAUCUGUGUUUAGGGGGAAAGUGCUUUAGAGAAGACUAUCCCAAUUAGAGGAACUGGGUAAGUCAAAAGUUGAAGAAAAAGAAAGGUCAGAGAACAAGAGGAGGAAAUAUCUCUAUUGAGAUGAGAUGGAGGAGGAGGCACAGGGAGAAAAUGACCGUCAUGGUCCGGUAAAGUGAUUCUCUUUCUGGUGGGUAUUUGGGUAGAAAGUUGAAGGUAGACAACUUGAUGCAUUACUGGAAACAGCGAUGAUCCCCAAGAUUCAUUAAUAAGAAAAUUUAACAUGAAGAAAGUCGAGUGAAAGUGAGGGAUAGUGGUGUGAAGAGGUCAGGAGAGGCUACGACAGUGAGAUGGAGGGAUGGGAAGUUGCUGAGAGGAAAAGUGGUGGUGGUGGUGGUGGGAAGUAGUUAACAGUGCUUUUCCUGGCAGUGAUUCUAUGUGAAAACCUCUUAACAGGCUCCAUUAUGCAAGACAGUCUUGUCCAUUGUCCCAAGGGGGAUAGUCCUGAUCCUGACAAACCUAAUCUUUGCUAGACUCACUUUGAGCAGCCACACAUCACUAAACGUGAAUCUUAAUGUACUGCUGCUGCGAGAGAUUUCCUCGUGUUGACAUACAUUUUUCUAGUUUACGUGCGAAGUCAUCCCACUGUGAUGUUCAUUAUGUUCACAGUGUUGCAUAUAGACAUGACACACGAUAUUUACUGUCACAUCCAGCUGAAAAGUACAAGGGGUGCUGGUUCAGCUCUGUGGAUUAUUUCCAAUUCUCAUGGACAGAGGCUAGAGUUCCCAAAGCAACAACACAUUCAUGUUGCAGACGACGUCAAAAGAAGGUUGUUUUCAUCCAAAAUGUCGAGUCCGUCACCUCCUUCGAUAUCUUCCUCUUGGUGGUUGUGGUUAAAACCAAUGAAAAAAAAAGCCCUAAAGAGAUAACCAGCCUUCUUGCUUAUGGUAUCAUUUGCUUUUGUAGGUUAUCUGGAGGCGUUAACAGUAAUUUUGGUCUGUUUUAUAAGCAGUAAAAAAAGAGCUUUAGCUUGUUCUAACUUUUUUUUUUCUUCAUGAUUUUUCCCCCUCUCUUUAGUUCCAGAUCCUCCUCUGAUUGACUUGUCCAACAGCAAAGUCUACAACGAAGCCACAAUCUGCUGGAGGCUGUCUGAUGACCACCUACCCACAGAUCAUCACUUGCUGGAGUACCGCAGGUGAGUGAGAGGACAGAGAAGUGUUGAUUCCCAGACAAGCUGUGUGGGCAGGAGCAAAAAUAUCCUGAUUUCUUGGGUUUAAUCUUCUUCUCCAGACUUUGGGCUCCAAAUCAGUCCCCGUCACUGGAGGAUGGUGAGGACAGCGGCUCCUGGAAGUCCACAGAUAGGGUGUACGGUUCCAGCACUGUGGUGUGUGACCUGGAGCCCGACAGCCUGUACGCCUUCAGAGUACGAAGCUGCAGGAACUCCAUGUUCAGCCCCUACAGCCCCGAAGUCUCCUUCCACACUCCACCUGCACCUGGUAAGCCUAUGGAGAACGCUUUGUCUUAACACAAACCCACAAGUCCCUGUUUUUCUCCCCGUGUGAUUUGGUUAGUCCUCUAAUGCUUUAGUGGGUUGUGAAUCACAGAGACCUAGAGAAAGACAACUUGAUUUAGCAUGGGAAUGUGUGGAUGUUUGAGAUCCUUAAAAGAAUUGUCUAUUGCAUUAACUUGGACUGAAUUUAAUUCUUCGUUAGCCUUAAUUAAAUGAAAGCUGUGCUAUUUUUGUCACACCUUUUUAAUGAAUUGUUUUUAUGUACAGGAUUAAGCCGUGUUUGGAGAAUCAGCCCCUGUAGUUGGGCCUCUUUUUGGCUGAGGCAACAGCUAAGCCCUUCUAUCCCUUUUACUUCUCAGAGCACGUCUGGGUGUCCUGCAGUAGGCUUGUAUUUUUAUUUCUGAGAAAGUUAACCAUAAAACAGAUGCUUUUGUUUUAAAAUUUUGAGUUCUCCCAUACACGCUUAAUGAAGGUACUGAAGCACAAUGGUGUUUUUGUCCAUCGCCAUGGUAAUGGCUUAUGUGUGUCAGAAUGCUGAAAGCAAUAUAGCCUUUGUCUAAGUGUGUGGGAGUCGUGCUGAACAGUGGCACAGCCUGGAAAAGAAACCUGCAGGUGCAUCACAGCUUGCACCACAAAGCCAAGGUGGGAUUCAUUAAAAACCAUCAUCAUUUUCAACCAUCUGCUGAACUUGAAUCCAAAUAGUGCGCUCUCAGGGAGGGACUGUGUCUCUUUGAUUUCUGUUCUAGUUGGCAACCCCAAAAGUCUCCCAUUGACUGGUUGAAAAGAUUACACAGGCUGUAGUUUUUUUUAAGUCUGGGAUAGUUUUCUGUCGCUUGAAUUUUACACAUUUCUUUCUUUCUUUCCCAGAGUCAGGCAGUUGCCCGCGUGCGUACAUCAUACAUCACCCGCUAAUCUGAUAUUUUUGUCAUGCACAGGCCUCAUCAUUUCUGUUGUCAUUGGUGCUUCCACAUUCCUGUGCUCUCUGAUUCGUGUAAGACCGAGUAGAUGGAUUCACUGUGCGUCAGUAAUGGGUUGAAAUUUUAGGCCGCAAAACUUACACACCCACAUCGUAACACACAACAAAUCAAAAGGACAUUACAACAUGAGAGAGUAUGGAUUUUUGCCUGUUGGGUCAAAAAUGCAUAAAUUCUUGUUUUCUGAUGCUACCCGGUCAGUAGCGACAUGCUGUUGAAAAACUUAAUCUCUUGGUCUGCUAAAUUGGACGUGAAAUUAAAAUGAAGAUGCUUUGGGACCAAUUUCGUGCUGCUGCAAUUAGGUCUGACCUAGUUUCUCUUUCAUAAUUUAUUAAAUGACACAGAAACAUUUCACCAUUGUAUGUACUGUAGCAAUAAGCGUGUUUUUGUUAGGUUUUCUGUUUUAAAAGUUAACUGAGUACAAACACGAGUUUAGCUUGAUUGGUGAGCAGAUGCGGUUGUGUUUACUCACAUGAACGCAGCUUAUGUGAGUAAAAGCUGUUGAGUCAUGACAGCAGGGAGUUGAACCUUUCUGAAUGCAUAAAACUGAGCCGGUUAGCGUUACCUUUUUGACAUGGCUCUUGCUGUGGUAUUGAAACCGUUCAGGUAAACUGGAUCAGCAUUACCUCACGUGAGAUCAAACCGCAGCAUUGUUGUCUGGUCAUCCUUUAGGGCAACUUUACACUGAUAUCAUUAUCAUGGCCUAGUUGUUGCACAGGCUUUCCCCUGACACAUGCAAAUGAGCAGGUCUUCCCCCAGCGAGUGUCUCAGAUUUCAGGGGAUGGUUGAGCGAACAGGCAUAAUCAUGUCAGCCUAUAUGUCUCCUGGAUUAUGGUAAUCGUGGCCUUUGGCCCAUAAACUAUUCAUAGAAUGAGCUUAAUUGCAUCCAGAUGACGGAGAAAGAUGGCAGCUGCACAUGAGAAAUGAGUUCUGUUAAAGGGUUUUUUUUCAGCUCGGUGUCAUGAUCACAGCAUGACAGGGCUUGGAGUUGCUCUGUGAGAUUGUGCUUUAGCGCCCUCAUGUGUCAGUUCAUGGCAAGUACCCAGCCUUAAACCUUGUAUAUGAGAACUAAACCACUGAUAUUUUGUAUGGCCCAAAUAAAUCUUAUUCUUUUGUCUGUCCUUAUCUUUGAUUUUGUCCAUCCACUGUCACAUUUUCUCUUUUUCUCUUCAGCUUUCGGUUUCCUGUUCAGCGACAAAUGCGGCUUCAGUACGGAGCGCCUCAUCCUAAACAAGAGACGGGACACUGUGGAGAAUGUAGCAGGCAUGGCUUUCCUUCUGGCUGCAGACCGUGUGCAGACGGGCAGCUACAUCGGCCUAGAUUACAUUAUAGGAGACACAGGCAUCACUCAGGGAAGGUAAGCAAAUUGGAAACACUGGGACCUUGUACAAAAAAGGUGUGUCUGAGAGGAAGGCGAAGAGGGAGAUGUACUUUAAAAACUAUGAGGGAUGAGCUUCACACUCAGUAGCCAUUAAGGGUGGAAUUUUGUCGAAUUUUUGACAUAUAGCCAGAGGUGGUGCCAUCUUUCUCAUUAGAGUACUAAUAUCUCUUCCAGACAGGGUAUAAAAUAUGUAAGAGAUGGAGUGAAGAUGGAAUUCUAGUUUUAAGCUAAGAAAUAAGGCGGCUAUCAGCGUCUAUCAGUCUCAGUUCAGAUACUGCAACGCCAUUGGUUGCUGAUUUGCUAUGUUGUUCUCACAGUUGUCAAGAGUAUAAAUAAGACUUCAUGACAAUUUGUCAUUUGAUUGUUUUGCAGACACUAUUGGGCCUUCAAGGUGGAACCAUACUCCUACAUGGUCAAAGUGGGAGUGGCGUCUGACUCGAAGCUGAUUGAAUGGUUCCACAACCCCAGAGACACCAGCAGCCCCAGGUGAUUGCAACCACAUGUCAGCAUAACACAAACACACAGCCGUUAUCUACCGUCCAGCCAGAUUCAGCUGACACUGAAACUUUUACAUUACCUGCCACCCACACACCCGAGCCACAGCUGUUACUCAGCAUCAAGUGGGUUUGAUUGGGUUUAAUCCUGUGAUGUAAGAGCUUGUCUGAAUUCAUGAAGAGCUUAGUCGUAAACAAAGCCUGCCUUUGUCACAAGAUCAGCUCAUGUAGACACAUGCGAAGGAACAUACUAUUUACACUACUAAAUCUCAGUUCUGUGAUAAUGUAUGCAAGCUGAUUAACUCUGACGGCAUUUAGCUUCUUAUUAAAAGCUGUGUCAAAAGUAGUCCUUAUUUGGGAGGAUAAACCACAAACCACACGUGGGUAAUAGUGGGGUUUUUUUCUGUAUAUUUUGUCAAAAUGUACCUAUACUAACAUCCUCUCUACCUCUUUUUCUUUCUCCCAGGUAUGACCAUGACAGCGGGCAUGACAGCGGCAGCGAGGAUGCGUGCUAUGAGCUCUCCCAACCCUUCACCCUCCUCACCCUGGGCAUGGGAAAACUCUUCAUCCCCAAGGCUUCCUCAUCCUCCUCUGUUUCCUCAGCAAACGCAGCAUCAAGCGACCCCGGCAACCGCGUGCUCCCCAUGCCUCAGCGCCUGGGCGUAUGCCUAGAUUACGAUGCGUGCCGCGUGUAUUUCUACGACGCCGACACCAUGAGAUGCCUUUACGAGAGGCAGGUAGAUUGCUCGGGAACAAUGUAUCCAGCUUUCGGCCUCAUGGGCAGCGGCAAAGUGCAGCUGGAGGAGUUCAUCACGGCUAAGAGGCUGACCUUCUGAGGAGGGAAGGAGUGCGAUGAUGCAGUUGGAUGCGCGUCCAUUUAAUCGUUGGCAUGUUCUGUGAAGAGCUAGUCAUAUUUACAUUAACACAGGGUAAUGGAGUACAGCUCUUUAGUUCUGAGGUCAGAUGAGGCGGGUGUGAUCAGGGUCUUGGUCCUAAAUAUAAAAAUGGGAUGUGGAGUUGCAUGUUAAAGGUACAAUCCACUCACUAGAGCAUGACACUGACUAUUAGUGUCUACAUACAAAGCAGAUGGACCAUGGUAUGUGAAAAGUCUUCUCUACCUACCAAAGUCUCUCUAUCUGUUAAUUGUAUCGACCUGCUUUUAAUUACCAGCUAUUAUCAGCUGUACAUGUAGUGGAAAUGGCUGCAAAGUUUGCCCGCAGCUACUUACAAUCUUAAUUUUUUAAACAUGAAACGCCUUGCAGCUCUCACUGACACUUCCUCUUUUGCCAGGUAAAUGUUCCGACAUAGUUCGGUGUGUAAAAGUUAGUUGAUCUAUCUAUUUCUUCGACUCUUUUUCUGUGACGUAGCAGCAUAGUUGGACAUGUCACCUUGGUGGACCUGAGAGCCUUGUAGCUAUUUUAAAGCUAGCGCCUCUGUGCCUUUUUUUUUCUUAAAGAAAAUGGCUCACUUAGUUUGCUCUAGCAGGCAGAUGUUAGUGUCAUUGCACAAGCAUUACGGAAAUAACUAUCAGCAUAAAUACUGUAUGUGAGUUUUUAUUGUAGUUGAGGUAUAAUCACAGACACUGGUGUUAGAGUGGUAACUGUUCUAUAGUCUUCAUAAUGACUUGUUACUCAUGUAAUCUUGACUUUAUCACAGACAAGCACUACGUUUUCUCCUCAGUUCAUUCCAGCUGUUUUUGCACAUUAUGAUAAAAGACGUCUCGCACACGAUAGGAUUUGCAAUCACAUUUUGAUCACAACCCAGUAAGCUUCACUUUUCAAUCUUAGAGACAAAAUCAGCACAUUCCUCGUCCUUUCCUUCACACUUUCACCUUUUGCUCACUUACUCAUGAAUCCAGCGAUGUUACUCAUUUCUAAAGCCUCUCACUGUUUGCACAGCACUGAAUGUGACUUUCCACAUCGUUUAACCAGCCAGGUACGACAACACCGUGUACUUGCGGUCAACAUAAGUUUGACAGCUGCAGAGUCACUUACAGCCAAAGUGUGUUGGUUCUGGUGCUUACUCAAGUGCAAAACCCAUCUCUCUGGCCGAGCUGCCUGUAAACACAGUUGAACAACAAACCACACACAGCUAUUCAGGUUCCUUUCAAAAGUGCUAUCACAAAACACUGUUCAGUACCUUUUUUACUAGUUAAACCACAGUUAACUUGCAGUGCAGACACAUGAAGUGUAGCAUAAUCGCAUGUCGGAGGUGAACAGGCUAUCAGACAGACACCUUGAUGACUGACUGGAUUGGAUUAAAGCAGAGCAUUUCUCUAAGGCUAGGAGAGAGCACACUAUAGGCAACCACAUUUGUGUCCGAAGUGUACAUGUGCCUGCACUUGGGCUUGUUUGUACAUUCAUGUAUUGUUUGAUUUCUGGAGGGUAAGGGUCAUAGGUGUGUGUUUUCUCAGGUGUCUGGUCCUAUCAUAAGGGCCGAUGCUACCUACCUCUAUCUGUCAGGCCUGGAAAACCUUAACUACUGUACCUGUCCUUGCAGAAACGACUUUUAUUUGAGUUGCAGGUUUUUUUUUUAAUCCGUAACAAACAAGUUCAACAUCUCCGCCUUCUUUAUAAUGUCUGUUAAUAAGCUGAUCUUUCCAAAUUUUUGAUUUUAGUCCAUUGUACAGUGCAUAUUAAUCCAGAGUAUGAUAUUUUCAGUGAAAUCAUCUUAAAUGUUUAUGUUGAGUUGGUGUUUGCUUGUGGAUUUAAAGAUGUGUAUCACUCUUGGUGAAUAACUUACUGUAAACAUGUAACCCUGUUCAGCUGCCUUUUGUCAGGGCUUUUUCAAAACAGUUCUAACAACCUUUUCUUCCUCUUUUUUUUGUGGUGUUGGUUUUUGCUGAACACUUUCAAUGUUUCACUAAUGGAGUUAAAGACACCUGUGGGGUUUUAGGGGUGUUAAAAUCAUUUUAUAAAUUCAUGCUUUUACAUCUAGCUGAGCUGUAUUGUUAUUUUUUUAAUGUUGGAUUCUAUGACGGUUUGCAUGUUUGUCUCACAUGUGUAGGUUGUUUCCACUUCUAUCUUCAAAGGUCACGCCAUUGUAUCUGGAAUUGACUGUUUUAACAUCUUUGAGGCACCUCUAUGCAUUUAGAAUGUAUUCCUGUUUCUACAGAAAAAACAGCUGAAUGUUUCCUUUUGUUCGGUUUUUGAGGUGGUUUUUCCUUGGAUCUUUUGUUUUCUUUCGUUGUUUGGGGUCACAGCACAGUUGUAUAUAAUCGUAAAACCUGAAAGAAGGCAUGUAAUGUCAUAAUCACAUCAGAACUCAAAUUAAAGUCCAUCCUAGCCUGCUUUUCAGCCAUGAAUUUAGAACCAAAUACUCUUGCAGGCUGGCUCUUAAUCUAAUUCCAAGCUAGCACUUUAAAAUCUGUAGCAUGUCAGCAACUGUUUGGCUCUGCAGGUGUGUAUAAUAAAUGUGUGAAUGCAAUAUAAUUGAACAGGCUGUAGAGAAAAAGUUUAGACAAGCCUGGAAAGACGACUUGCACUGCUAUUUGUUUAUACUUUACUUUGUGGAUUUAAAUGGGCUUUUCCUGAUACUGAGUGAAAUCUGAACACUAAUUAAUUUGUAUUUUUUCUUUCAUUGUAACACUCAUUGUUUCUGAACUCUUUAUAAGUGAUGGUGCAUUUGUUCCUGUGUGUUUUCUCCUGAGGAUUUGGAUGUGGUGUGUAUGUGGUGGGUGUCUGUAUGUGCAGUAAAGAUGUGGAAUUAUUGUUUCUUGCUCUGAUUCCUGGAAAUGCUACACUUUUUUUGCUGUGUGGGGAUUUCAAUAAAUAAACUAGUAUGUUUUUAAAUACA